This is a messenger RNA of Hemicordylus capensis (graceful crag lizard), 1688 nucleotides long. It is a transcript of the gene HDAC8, whose product is annotated as histone deacetylase 8. Gene Ontology annotation, molecular function: histone deacetylase activity. The record is from RefSeq and is a predicted model, not a curated record. Lineage: Eukaryota; Metazoa; Chordata; Lepidosauria; Squamata; Cordylidae. The transcript is spliced from 11 exons. The coding region runs from base 68 to 1177 and encodes 369 amino acids.
CUCCGCAGGUGCUCGGGCUGCGGUGCGCAUCCCGGAAGUCAUAGGCCGGCUGGGUCCCGGGACGCAAAUGGCUGAGCCUCCGCCUCCGCCGGUAUACGUGUACAGCGCCGAGUACCUGGCGCGAUGCGACGCCCUCUGCAAAGUGCCCCAGCGGGCCAGCAUGGUUCAUUCCUUGAUCAAAGCCUACUCACUGCUCGAUCACAUGAGGAUAGUCAAGCCCAAGAUGGCAUCCAUGGAGGAGAUGGCAAGCUUCCAUACUGAUGCCUACCUGCAGCAUCUACAGAAAAUCAGUGAGGAGGGUGAUGAGGACCAUCCCGAAUCUGUGGAAUAUGGACUAGGCUACGACUGCCCGGCCUCUGAAGGGAUCUUUGACUAUGCAGCUGCCGUGGGAGGAGCCACCAUCACCGCCGCCCAGUGCCUGGCGGAUGGCAAGUGCAAUGUAGCGAUCAACUGGCCAGGAGGGUGGCAUCAUGCCAAGAAAGAUGAAGCUUCUGGCUUCUGCUACCUGAACGACGCUGUCCUGGGCAUCUUGCAGCUUCGACGGAAGUUUGACCGCGUCCUCUAUGUGGACCUAGAUUUGCAUCACGGGGAUGGCGUUGAAGAUGCCUUCAGUUUCACCUCCAAAGUCAUGACGGUGUCUCUGCACAAGUUUUCACCAGGAUUCUUCCCAGGAACGGGAGACGUGACUGAUGUGGGCCUGGGAAAGGGGCGCUAUUACAGUGUCAACGUGCCCAUCCAGGACGGCAUUCAAGAUGAGAAGUACUACCAGAUCUGUGAGACGGUGCUGAAGGAGGUCUAUGUGGCAUUCCACCCCGAAGCCGUUGUCCUCCAGCUGGGAGCGGACACCAUGGCUGGGGACCCCAUGUGCUCGUUCAACAUGACCCCCGAGGGGGUGGGCAAGUGCCUGAAAUAUGUGCUGCAGUGGCAGCUGCCAACCCUCAUCCUGGGAGGAGGCGGCUACCAUCUUGCCAACACAGCCCGCUGCUGGACGUAUUUGACGGGGAUCAUUCUAGGAAGAACAUUAUCCUCUGAGAUUCCAGAUCAUGAGUUCUUUACAGAAUAUGGUCCUGACUAUGUGCUGGAAAUCACACCAAGCUGCAGACCAGACCGCAAUGAGCCCCAGAUCAUCCAAGAGAUUCUCAGCCGCAUAAAAGGGAACCUGAAGAAUGUGGUGUAGUGGGAAAGACAGCUCCUCAUUCAGCCUCGCCAACCAUCCCCUGGACCAGACCGCACAAGGACAAAGCCAUCGGCUGCCGCCUUCAAGGGAGUCUGAAGGAAAAACUUUGGAGGACUCGAGAAGCUGCAGGCCCUGCGGUCAGUGGAGGCUGAGCCCUUUGACCACUGCCGCAUUGAGGCUGCAAUUCCAUGCCCACUCUUUUCUUUUUUUUUUAAGUAGCUGGUUCUAUAUGUAUAUUUUUAAAGUUGGUGGGGGUGGUGGAGAGGAGGCAUUUUCUUCCUCCAGCGUCAGGGCUGGGUGUUCUGACCUUUCCUCUGCCUUGCGGGGAGGAGCACGGGCUCAGCUCACUCACCUGAUACCAAGUGUGGAGUGCCCUGUACAGCUGAAGGGGGGCUGGAGGAUGUGUGGGCCUUCUACCUGCCUGUGGUACUGGCUGUAGCCACACCGGAGGGAGGGCAAGUUGCUUUUUUAACACUGUUUGCAUUGCCAAUAAAGUAUUUGUUAUAUUUGU